Molecule: messenger RNA, 3973 nt
Organism: Anarrhichthys ocellatus (wolf-eel)
Lineage: Eukaryota; Metazoa; Chordata; Actinopteri; Perciformes; Anarhichadidae
Gene: rhot1a
Product: ras homolog family member T1a
Exons: 19
Coding region: 344-2305 (653 amino acids)
Biological process (GO): mitochondrion organization
Cellular component (GO): mitochondrial outer membrane
Molecular function (GO): GTP binding; GTPase activity; calcium ion binding
Source: RefSeq, a predicted model, not a curated record
UGUUGGAGGUCGGGUUUUGCCCAUGAAACGUCUACUGCGAAAUGCUAUGCAAGCGCCGAAAAGAGUGUGAUUAACAUGCAAUUACAGAGACAUGUGCUUCACGCUACUGUUUAAAUGACAUUACUCCUCAGCUGAUUGGUCACAAGUUGAGAAGAAGCGCGUGGUGAACUCGGAGGAGCUCCUAAAACUGUCCGUCCGUUUUGUCCUACAAAGGCGCGGAGGGGUUUGACAGCGGCAGCACUUCAGUGCGCAGGCCUGAGGUUAGGUGACCUGCUGGAGGAGGAGUACGGCUGUCUAAGGACUACAUGAAACAAUAAAGACUGUCUUUAAAAAAGCUAAAAACAUGAGGAAGGACGUGAGGAUACUACUUGUAGGGGAACCCAAGGUGGGGAAGACUUCGCUGAUAAUGUCUCUGGUCAGCGAGGAGUUUCCCGAUGAGGUUCCUCGUCGAGCUGAGGAGAUCACCAUCCCAGCCGAUGUCACCCCAGAGAGGGUACCCACACACAUAGUGGACUACUCGGAGGCCGAACAGUCAGACGAGCAGCUGUACCAAGAAAUAUCAAAGGCAAACGUUAUCUGCAUAGUUUACUCGGUCAACAACAAGAAGUCCAUUGAAAAGGUGACAAGCCACUGGAUUCCACUCAUCAAUGACAGAACGGACAAGGAUAGCAGGGUACCAUUGAUCCUGGUUGGGAACAAGUCUGACCUGGUGGAACACAGCAGCAUGGAGACCAUCCUGCCAAUCAUGAAUCAAUACCAGGACAUCGAGACCUGCGUAGAGUGCUCUGCCAAAAACCUGAAGAACAUCUCUGAGCUCUUCUACUACGCCCAGAAGGCUGUUCUCCACCCGACCGGACCCCUGUACUGCCCGGAGGAGAAGGAGUUGAAGCCUUCUUGCAUAAAGUCUUUAACUAGAAUCUUCAAAGUGUCUGACCUGGACAACGACGGCAUCCUUAAUGACAACGAGCUCAACUUCUUCCAGAGAACAUGUUUCAACACCCCGCUGGCGCCGCAGGCCUUAGAGGAUGUAAAGAAUGUGGUCAGGAGGAACAUGACGGACGGAGUCACAGACAACGGACUUUCACUUAAAGGCUUCCUGUUCCUGCACACUCUGUUCAUACAGCGAGGCCGACACGAGACCACCUGGACGGUGCUGCGGAGGUUUGGCUACGACGAUGACCUGGAGCUCACACAGGAGUACCUGUUCCCCAUGGUAAAGAUCACCCCAGACUGCACCACAGAGCUCAACCACAACGCUUACCUCUUCCUCCAGAGUGUCUUUGACAAACACGACAAAGACAGGGAUUGUGCGCUGUCGCCUGAGGAGGUGAAGGACUUGUUCAAAGUGUUUCCCUACAUGCCCUGGGGUCCGGAUGUCAACCACACGGUCGGCACUAACGAACAGGGCUGGAUCACAUACCAGGGAUACCUCUCCCAGUGGACGUUAACAACAUAUUUAGAUGUACAGCGCAGUUUGGAGUACUUGGGUUAUCUUGGCUACUCUAUCAUCUAUGAACAGGAGUCCCAAGCUGCUGCCAUCACAGUGACGCGUAACAAGCGCAUCGACCUGCAGAAGAAACAGACCCAGCGCAGCGUCUUCCGCUGCAACGUCCUGGGCGACCGAGGCAGCGGGAAGAGCGGCUUCCUCCAAGCUUUCCUGGGCAAGAACCUGGAGGGACAGAGGCGGAUUAGAGAAGACCACAAGUCCCUCUACGCCAUCAGCACGACCUAUGUUUACGGUCAGGAGAAGUACCUGCUGCUCCAUGAGGUGAUGCCAGACUUUGACUUCCUGUCAGAGGCGGACCUAGCCUGUGAUGUGGUCUGCCUGGUGUACGACAUCAACAACCCACGCUCUUUUGAAUACUGCGCCAAAGUGUACAAGCAAUACUUCAUCGAUAGCAAGACGCCAUGCAUGGUGAUCGCCGCCAAGUCUGACCUGCAUGAAGUAGGGCAGCACUACAGUCUCUCACCGCACGAGUUCUGCCGCAAACACAAGCUCCACCCACCCCAGCCGUUCACAUGCAGCAUGACCGACGCACCCAGCAAAGACAUCUACACAAGACUCACCACCAUGGCCAUGUACCCCUCCAGCCAGCCCCCCUGCUCUCUGUACGCUGUGACACAGCGAGGUGUGACCGCGCUAACAUGCAGCCUGCUAGCCAGGGAGGUGACUGUGUGUGUGGGUCGUGCAUGGUGUUAUUUACUUGUGCAGUGCAAAUUAACUGCUAAUACUAACCCCACAUACAAAACACAAAUGUGUUGUAAACUUAAAAAACAUUUUUACUUCAUUCAGAGGAAUAAAUAGAAGUAGAUAUCUCUGGAUAGUUCUGAGUAUAUUUAUAUUUGUAAAUUAUGUUAUUAUGACUGUUAUGAAGCAUUUGAAAAUUAAAAAAAAGUACGUCAAAAAAAAUUAGGGUGUGAAUUUUGACAAUUAAGUUUGAGCUAUGAGCACUUUUUUUAAGAGUUGUUCGCUCCUUCCUGUCCUGCAGUGGAUAUGCAAACUUUAAAUCUUGACUAACGGACACAUUAUUUGCUCAGAGAAUGAGAGAAACCAGCCGUUCUCUUUAGUUUGUGCUGAAAACGUCAUCGAUGUCUGCAUGUUUGAUAUCCGAUUUAUUUUGAAUCACAUAAAAGUAUUAAAAUUCUUAAUUGUCUUCAUGGCACCAGCCUUAUCAAAGAGUGCUUGACUGAUUGUCUAUGGUGUUUUCAGUCUCCCUUCGUCUUCACUUCCAUUCCUAAUAGUGAAGUCUACACCUACAGGAGACUUUUAUUUUGAAAAGCACCGUUGUUUUUGUACAUCUAUUAUAAUACAAACCGCUGUCCACUUGUUCUCCUUUGGGUUGAGACUUCGUAAAUGUAACAGGCUGAUGUUUAAAAUCAAAAUGUGUUUCUUUGAUGUUUAAUUGGAUUGUAUUGCACCAAUCACCAGUCAUUUCAUCCUGUUUUUCCCUAUCUUGUAUUUCCUGUCUUUGUGUUUUUUCCUUCGAGUCUAUAGGUGUUCAAAUGCAUGUGUUUGGCUUCCCCUCUUCCUCUUCCUCUUGCACGUGUUCACCUGCUGCUAAUCUGUUUGCCGUUGUGUUGGCUCAUCUGUUCUCUGCCUCUCUGCAUAACCACAGGCAUGCCUCGGUGCUGAGCGGGGAACGGGUCACUCAUCAUCUCUUUGUCUUCAUGCUGUGUUUUUAACCUCUGUGGGUUGUUGGCACUAUUAAUAGCAUGACAUUUAACGAGCCAGCCGUGGCAGCGCAAGGGCCCGACACACCACAUUGAACGCCCAACGUGUUUUCUGAAGAGUGGGUUGAUUGACUGGAAGUCGUCUUGCAUUGAAAUCUUCAUCGGUCACAGAAGCUACAAAAGUGAAUUGUGUCAGGAAACUAGUGAUUUAUUUUGGUUUGCUCUAUAAUUUGUUACCAAUCAAAAAGUGACGUAUAUGACGAUACAAUGACCGUAAAAUAUGUAAGAGAAAGCAGAAAAGAACUGAUUAACUGAAUGAAGAGAAACUGGAAAUAUAUUCCGUAAAGAAACUCACAAUUACAUAUUCUGAAAUUUAAUUUACUCGAGAUUCAUGGCUCCACAUUUUCAGCCUGGCUGCCAUGUGGUGUGUACAGUCUGAAGUGUGUGUGUGUGUGUGUGUGUGUGUGUGUGUGUGUGUUUGACCAGGUAUGCAGUUAUGGUUGUUCUUGUGCUUUAAUGGUUUGGGUGGAGGUCUGAGCUCCUGACUCUUCAGGAUUGGUAGAGCUGAGUGAUAUGAAUGAGAUCACUCCAUAUUAUUACGUUGCUAACGUACACUAUGGUUGGUUUACUAUUGAUACUUGUGAAAUUUCAUCUGCCUAGAAGGAUAUAAUUCGGCCAAGUAACUGAAUCUCAUUCAACCAAAGUCUCAAUGAUGUUUAGUCUCCGAGCACAAUAUCAGUUUAUUAUUAUUAUUAUUAUUAUUAUUAUUAUUAUUCCAGCUCUACGGUUGAUAAACAAAUUA